Oreochromis niloticus (Nile tilapia) is the source of this 774-nucleotide messenger RNA. RefSeq names its product alpha-2,8-sialyltransferase 8F-like. Gene Ontology annotation, biological process: N-glycan processing; oligosaccharide metabolic process. NCBI's taxonomy places the organism in Eukaryota, Metazoa, Chordata, Actinopteri, Cichliformes, Cichlidae. The coding region runs from base 160 to 741 and encodes 193 amino acids. The record is from RefSeq and is a predicted model, not a curated record. The transcript has 6 exons. Gene Ontology annotation, molecular function: alpha-N-acetylneuraminate alpha-2,8-sialyltransferase activity.
UAAAACCAAAGAAACAGACGUGAGAACAGAGGAAACCAAACCCACAUGACAGCUCUCCAUCAUCCAUAAAAUGCCAAACCAGACAGACAGGAAGUACCAAAACAAAUAUAUGAGGUGAAAUGAAAUUGAGUGUUGUGAAAUGUGAACCACUGGAGAGACAUGAGGAAACAGCUCUCGAUGAUCGCCAAUCUCCUCUGUUUGGGGAGUCUGCUGAGCACUUUUAUCUGGUACACAUUUGAAGACAGUUUGGAAUUUUACCGACCACUUCCUCAAAGAAGUGCCUCAAAGACCUCUGAACUUUGUAAAGGCUGCAAGGAAGCCAUCGAUAAAGUAAAAGAGCUCUACAAUCAAACGUGGAAAAAGCAGGAGGAGAAUUACCACAGAUUCAGAUUACAGCUGAACAUCAACUGCAAUGGAUCCAACAAUGGCAUUAUCACUCAGGAAAACACUCCAGUGGGAUCUAUGAUUGUCUGUGAUAAGGACAGGACUGUCAUUCCUGUGACCCCAGAGCUUUUCAAGGCCUUUAUCAAAGAAAAUCCUUUCUCAAAAAAGAGAUGGGACACUUGUUCAGUUGUUGGGAGCGGUGGGAUUCUGACAAACAGUGGCUGUGGAAAAAUGAUUGAUUCAGCUGAUUUUGUUUUUAGGUGCAACCUACCUCCUCUGGAAGAUGAAUUUAAGAAUGAUGUUGGCAUAAAGACUAACCUUGUGACAGCAAACCCAACCAUCUUCAUGAAUAAGUGAACAAACAUUUACUCUAACAUGGAACUGAAUUGU